CUUACCCCCACCGCAGGAUUUGUCAGACCUACCUGUGUAAGUAUACGACCCUAAUCAUAACGCAUUGGGCGUAGUAAUAAAAGUGGUAAGCCACCCUAGAGGACUAGCGUCCUCAAGCGUCAAUUUUGACGAACAUUGUGCGUUCAAUGGUUAACCAAAUUCCCGUGCCACAGGCCAAAUAUGAAUUAUUAACAGACGUCCGACAACCACGUUGGAGAACGCAAGUUCUGUGCUUGGCAUUAGUAUCAUUGAUAAUUGGAGUUCUUUUCGUGACACGUGCGUGGUUGGGAAUUGUUAUCCUUCGCUCUCCAAGAGCGAAGACACACGAUACAGAAACACUAACAGACAAUGCCAAGAUUGCUACGUGGUUACGUCGGGCUCGGAUGUACGCCGAGUCGACGAAGGAGAACCAGAAUGCGGACAGGAACAAUAGCAUCAGUUCGCCACAAUACUACUACACCAAUACCUCAGGGCAAAUCAUUGUCUGUUAUUACACCAUAUCGAGCGACCUGAACACGUUCUGGGAGCUCAGUCCGUCGCACAUUGACCCUGAUCUUUGUACGCAUAUUAUCGUGGGUUUUGCGGGCGUGGUGAACUGCAGCCUAGAUUUGGGUAGUAAUUCAUCAAUCUACAAGGAGGUUAUCGCCUUGAAGAAAUUGCAACCUCAAUUAAGGGUCAUGAUCAGUGCUGGCGGCAGUAAUGAGCUCCACUUAGGUUUUUCAGAAAUGGUAAAAAAUCAUGCAAAUAGGAAAAGAUUUAUACGGUCCGUUUUAAAUGUGACAAAGACAUUUGGUUUCGAUGGACUCGACUUAGAUUGGGAAUUUCCUGCAUGGCUUGGAGCCGAUGAACGGGAGAAACUCCAUUUCAUACAAUUAUUAGAGGAAUUACGAAGAGAAUUUUACCACGCUACAAAAACGUUGAUUCUUUCUGUUGCGGUAGCUGCUCCACAAGCUAUUGUUGAUCAAAGCUAUAUGGUUGCAGAAAUGGCAAAGUAUGUAGAUUUUGUGAACUUGAUGUCAUAUGACUACCAUUUUUAUGUAUGGUACUAUCCAAUUACCGGACUCAAUGCACCGCUUUUCUCACAUGCUGCUGAAUCCGGUUAUCUUUCCACUCUAAAUGUUAAUUUUUCCGUUCAUUAUUGGCUUUCAAAAGGGAUGCCAAGAGAAAAAUUAAUUGUUGGGAUUCCUACUUACGGCCACAACUAUAGGCUGGAUAAUCCGCAGAAUCAUGAUUUACUCGCACCAGCGAAUGGUUUUGGAGAAUUGGGGAAGAUGGGUUUCGUUUCUUACCCUACAGUUUGCGAGUUCCUUCAAAACGGCGCAAAGAGCGUUUUCGAACAUGAAAGCAAGGUACCCUAUGCCUAUAAAGACAGAGAAUGGAUCUCAUAUGAUGAUGUUACAAGCGUUUACUGUAAGGCUGAAUGGAUUCGUGAGAAUAAUUUUGGAGGAGCAAUGAUAUUAUCCUUAAAUGUUGAUGAUUGGAAUAAUACAUGUAAAUUCAAUGAAAGCUUUCCUUUAACUCGUACCGUUAGCAAGAUUCUCAGGUAUCAAGCUGACUAGUCCAUUUUCGUUUGUCUCUUCUUUACAUUCCAACAAAUCGCAUUCCUUGAAAGGUAUUUAAUCAAUCAAAUCGAAACUGCUUCUUUUUAAUUUCUUACAGUGUCAUAAAGUAUUGUCUGCUCUUAAGAGAAAACUUUUGCCUUUUCUCAAAAUAAUUUAAUUGCAUUUGCAAUUGUUUGCAUAUCAUAAAGUACAAUUAUAAUUUUAAUUCAAAGCUAUUAAAUUAAACGUACACGUAUUCAUUUAUUAUUAUUAAAACAUAAUAUAAUUCAUUUAUAAACAUAUAGAAAGAAAUUAAAGAUGAAUAAUAGAAUAUUUAUUAGUCAUAUUUAUUAGACGGUAAUAGUCGUAUCUAAAUCAAAAUUCUUUAGAAACUUUUUUGAUGAUCGGAUAUGAUACUGUAUGGCCGAAUCACUCAUAGAUAUACUUCUGUUAUGAAAUUCCAGAGAGCAAAAAUAUGUAUAUCCUGGGUUUUAACAGCAGUUACCCUCGCUUUCUACGCCCCUUGGCCCGGUAUUUGUAUUUUUUAGGCUGAUGCAGUAUUGAUUUGCCGGUUAACUUCAAAUUUUCUUUCUAUAUCUAUUUCCAAACAAUCCUUCAACGUCCGAUAGCUAUCGCUAUUUGUCAGACAUCUGGAUUGCACUUUUCGACACGUAGUCUUACUGGCAUAACACACAUACACCGAUCAAUAACAAUGAUCUCCUCUCUUACCUCUCUCUCUUCUCCCCCCCCCCCUCGGCCCCCCUCCCCUUGCUCUGCCCCAUAGAUCAUACAAAAGCAAAAUGGUAUCGGACCAACUGCUUUCGGCGACCUUUAACGCGCAUCGUCGCUAACACAUAUGUACAUGUAUACAAAUGGAACAUUAAGGAGGAAAAUUAUUUUCCUAUCUAGCCUUGUACAAAUUGUUACCAAGUACAUCCUAUUAAUUAUAGUUAAUAACAAUUAUUUACAUUGUAUUUAUUCAUUUCCAUUUUACUUGUUUUGUUUGAAAUAUAAUUUAUUUUGAAAUAUAAAUUUGUUUACUUUUUUUACAUAUAUUAGUAGAUAUUAAUCUAAAAAUUUACGUUAAGGUAGGAAAUAAAGAAACUAAAUAGUAUAUUAUCGAUUAAUAACUUUUCGCGGAUCCCAAGGAUUAAUACUUUCAGUGAUUUGGAAAAUUCAAAUUUUGAAAUUAAUGAUAUUUAAUUAUUAUGUAAACUAAAUCGUUCAACGUUACUACCUCGAAAAGAUUUUUGUAAUUUUUCAGUUAAAAGUUUGCAUUCUAAUUCAAAUGAACUUUCUAAUAAACAAAUAAGUGGUAGUUUAUUAAUUUAAUAUCACCUCUGGUAAUUUUCGUCAAACUUUCAUUGCGAAGAAAACGUGUCUACUGAUGCACACAUGAUGGCAAAAAAAAAAAAAAAAAAAAAAAAAAAAACUGUUUACAGUAAAGUUUAUGGCUAGCUCUUUAUCUUUUAAAAGCCAGCGUCUGGAAACUUUGACUCCAAAAAGUUGAGAGUUUGAAUUUCACGGCUGUUCAAAGGCGUUAAUAUUCUUGAAUAGAUGUUGAAUUUACAGUAUUUACUCUUUUCAGUUUUAUUCAUUUUUAUGUAUUACUUAUCGUUGUAAUAAACGUAACAAACGUUUCAGAAGAUGACAUUUAAUAGAGAUUGUUAAAAGAAAUUAAUUCGUGUUUUUAAAUUUACGAAUGUAAAGCUGCAACUUUAAAGUAUGUAAUUAAUUAUCAUUUAAAAUUAUUAAAUAUGAUUCCUCUAUUAUGGAUAUGUAUUAUCAUGAUAAUUACUGUUAAUUAAAUGAAGUUGAAUUUCAACAUAAUUUAUAAUAUAGAUAUAAAAUAUCUUUUUUAUUGAUUUAAGUAUUGGUAAAAGAUGUUGAAGUAUAGGAAAUAUUCGAAUAUCUCAAUAACACAUUGCAAUUUUCUAUAUAUUAAAAUCUUUUAUAUUUGUUGAAAGUUAAAAAAGAAAAAAAAAAGGAAAUAAUUAAUAGAAAAUGAUAUUUUUUAAUUAUACACUUCCAGAUCGAAUAUAGAUAUAUUGAGUUUUAUACAGAAACGUAUUUUUAAUUUUAACGAAAGUAAAAGCAUAAUUUGAGCGAUAUUAAUCAUUUUAGAAGUACAGAAAUGAUUUUUUUCUAUUUUAUUGGAUUUUUUAAACUUUGCCUCUAAUUAUAUAAUCAAACUAUCAUAAUGUGCCAUAGUAUCGUAAAUAAAAAAAGAGAAAAAAAGAAAAAGAAAAGAAUAGCUUUACGUUAAAUCGGAAACAUAUUUAUUGCGCUCAAAUUCAUAGAUUGAUUGCAAUGAAGCUGUUUAUCUGAAUAAGAAUUAAAACUAUCAUGUAUCGUUUAUUUAAUAUUAGUAUUAAAAGAUAUAUUGUUAAAAAUUAUUGCAAUAAAACUAAGAAAAACAAACUGCAGCAUAACAGAGAUUAGUUUAUUCUAAUCCGAGUCGAGCAGACCUAAUGGAAUAUGUGAAACGAAGAAAGAUUUAGCGUUUAAUUUACUCAUAAAGAGAUAGAACAAGCAUGUUAACAAGUAAAAUUUAUUAUUGAGAGAACAAAAAGUGAAACAAUAUUCUUUACGUUUAUUGUAAAAUAUGCCGUAUUCUCUUAGUUUUACUGCGGUAAAUAUAAAGAAUUCUAUAAAAUAGUUUUAAGCGUCAGAACUUCGUCCAUGUUCGAACAGAAUUUUUGACUAAUAAGUAUGCAUGUAAUUUUUUCAUUUCACUAUGCAUAUCUUCUAUCCAUGUAAUGAGAAUGCUUAAUAAAAUGUACUAUUGAAUUA
Molecule: messenger RNA, 4334 nt
Organism: Bombus pascuorum
Lineage: Eukaryota; Metazoa; Arthropoda; Insecta; Hymenoptera; Apidae
Product: chitinase-3-like protein 2
Exons: 6
Coding region: 147-1559 (470 amino acids)
Biological process (GO): chitin catabolic process; carbohydrate metabolic process
Cellular component (GO): extracellular region
Molecular function (GO): chitinase activity; chitin binding
Source: RefSeq, a predicted model, not a curated record